CAGACCUCUCCGCUCGCCUGCAGGCGUCCUCCUCUGCGCCUGUCAUAUGAUCAGCUUCCCGUUUGUUUGUGUUCGUGCAGAAAGCUAACCGCUUCCCACUAUGAAACCUCCGUAUAUGUAUUCAUACUAAACCUGUAAUCCACACCGAUCCCACCUCAAUCACUCAAACAGAGCCUACAGAGUCCACACAGACAGAUCAGAGGGAUUCAAAGCUUUAAAAACGGGGUCAUAAUGUCGAUCGAGUACGAGGAGCAGCUAGCCGGAAGCCUGGUGGACUCUUUCCCGAAAGAUUUCGACUACGGCGUGGAAAACAUGGAUAUGAUGCAAGAAAACCUGGAAAACUCUCCGUCUGCAGACAAUAAACCCAGGAUCCUGCUGAUGGGACUGAGGCGCAGCGGGAAAUCCUCCAUCCAGAAGGUGGUGUUUCAUAAGAUGUCCCCUAACGAGACUCUCUUCCUGGAGAGCACCAACAAGAUCUACAAGGAUGAUAUCUCGGCCAGUUCCUUCGUAAACUUUCACAUAUGGGACUUUCCGGGGCAGGUGGACUUUUUCGACCCUACAUUCGAUUACGAGAUGAUUUUCAGGGGCACCGGUGCGUUGAUUUUCGUCAUCGAUGCUCAGGAUGACUAUGUAGAAGCAUUAGGCCGGCUACAUCUGACGGUGUCGAGGGCAUUCAGGGUGAACCCAGAGAUCAAUUUCGAGGUGUUUAUACACAAGGUGGAUGGUUUAUCAGACGAUCAUAAGAUAGAGACGCAGAGAGAUAUUCAUCAGAGGGCUAAUGAUGAUCUAGCUGACGCCAGUCUGGAAAAGCUUCACCUCAGUUUCUAUCUCACCAGCAUCUAUGAUCACUCCAUAUUUGAGGCCUUCAGUAAGGUGGUCCAGAAACUCAUCCCUCAGCUGCCCACUCUGGAAAACCUCCUCAACAUAUUCAUUUCUAAUUCGGGGAUUGAGAAAGCGUUCCUGUUCGAUGUGGUCAGUAAGAUCUACAUUGCCACGGACAGCUCUCCGGUGGACAUGCAGUCAUACGAGCUCUGCUGUGAUAUGAUCGAUGUCGUCAUUGACGUCUCGUGUAUUUACGGGCUAAAAGACGACAGCAACGGUAACGCUUAUGAUAAAGAGUCUCUGGCCAUCAUAAAGCUGAACAACACCACAGUGCUUUACUUGAAGGAGGUCACCAAAUUCCUGGCUCUGGUCUGCAUCCUGAGAGAGGAGAGCUUUGAGAGAAAAGGUUUGAUAGACUACAACUUCCACUGCUUUCGAAAGGCCAUCCAUGAGGUAUUUGAGGUGAGCAGCUCCACCCAGAGGACAGGAGCAGCGGUGCAGUCCAGCCCCCCCAGCAGCAGCGGUAAUGGCCUGGCCCGACUCAAAUCUGCAGCACUGAACGGUACACCCAGGAGCCUGGUUUAACCCAGGACACAUGGACCUCUAAGAACACAGGGCCUUCACACUAGUGUGCUGGACGUGCGCUAAUGUACAUGUGAGAUUACUGGAGCGUUUCUCUACUUAAAACUGCUGUUCCUGGACCUGAGAGACACAACAGGACACUCAUACAGGACAGACUACAUUGCUGCUUUUUUAUGAUAUUUUGAUGUUUGUGUGUGUGUGUGUGUGUGAGUGUGUGUCUGAGAGAGGGAGAGAGAGAGAGAGUGAGA
Carassius carassius (crucian carp) is the source of this 1652-nucleotide messenger RNA. RefSeq names its product Ras-related GTP binding Cb (gene rragcb). Gene Ontology annotation, molecular function: GTPase activity; GTP binding. Gene Ontology annotation, cellular component: lysosome; nucleus; Gtr1-Gtr2 GTPase complex. The transcript has 7 exons. Lineage: Eukaryota; Metazoa; Chordata; Actinopteri; Cypriniformes; Cyprinidae. Gene Ontology annotation, biological process: cellular response to amino acid stimulus; positive regulation of TOR signaling; cellular response to starvation. The coding region runs from base 232 to 1407 and encodes 391 amino acids. The record is from RefSeq and is a predicted model, not a curated record.